Molecule: messenger RNA, 1068 nt
Organism: Oncorhynchus gorbuscha (pink salmon)
Lineage: Eukaryota; Metazoa; Chordata; Actinopteri; Salmoniformes; Salmonidae
Product: stonustoxin subunit beta-like
Exons: 4
Molecular function (GO): protein binding
Source: RefSeq, a predicted model, not a curated record
AUUGUAUGUCUUCUGUGUUUCAGACUCACUGCCUGUAAACUCAGAAACACAUCCUGUAAAGUGUUGGCCUCAGUUCUCAGUUCAAACCCCUCACACCUGAGAGAGCUGGAACUGAGUAACAAUGACCUGAAGGAUUCAGGAGUGAAGCUGCUCUCUGCUGGACUGGGGAAUCUCCACUGUAAACUGGAGACUCUGAGGCUGUCAGGCUGUCUAGUCACAGAGGAAGGCUGUGCUUCUCUGGUCUCAGCUCUGAGGUCAAACCCCUCACACCUGAGAGAGCUGGACCUGAGCUACAAUCACCCAGGAGACUCAGGAGUCAGACUGCUCUCUGCUGGACUGGAGGAUCCACACUGCAGACUGGAGAAACUCAAUGUGGAACAUGGUGGAGAGAACAGAAUGAAACCUGGACUUAGAAAAUAUGUCUGUGAUCUCACACUGGACCUAAACACAGUAAACAGACGCCUCUCUCUGUCUGAGAAGAACAGAAAGGUGACAUGUUGGAGAGAGGAGCAGCCGUAUCCUGAUCACCCAGAGAGAUUUGAGGGCUAUAGACAGGUGCUUUGUAGAGAGGGUCUGACUGGGCGCUGUUACUGGGAGGCAGAGUGGAGUGGGAUAAUGGGGGCUGGUACAGGAGUGACAUAUAAAGGAAUCAGCAGGAGAGGAAGGGGUCUUGAUUGUUGUCUUGGAUACAAUGACAAGUCCUGGAGUCUGAUCUGCUCUGACAACAGUUACAUUGCCUGGCACAAUAAUAAUGACACUACCAUAGACGUCCCCUCCUCCAGCUCCCACAGAGUUGGAGUGUAUCUGGAUUGGCCAGCUGGCACUCUGUCCUUCUAUAGAGCCUCCUCUGACACACUGACCCACCUGAUCACAUUCACCUCCACAUUCACUGAGCCCCUCUAUCCAGGGUUUAGGGUUUAUGUUGACUCCUCAGUGUCCCUGUAAAUAAUAACCUGACACACACACUGGACACACACCCACACACACACACACAUUGAACAUACAUACACACACUCACAUUGCACACACACACACACACACACACUGGACUCACACACACACACACAC